AUGAGAGUCACGGAAGCCGUGGCCCUUUUGGCCUGGUUCGUUACUGUAUCUGCUUUCAGUGGUCGACACUCAGCACAUGAAGGUCUUCUGCAGAUUCCCCCCUCAUUUUCCUAUGAUGGGGUCAACAUGUACCCCGCGCUCCAUCCAGAGCAUAAUGCCAGCGAUAUUGGUCACCUAAUACCCCAUGGCACCAAGGACUUAUACUUCAGCCAAGAAGGACACCGGCCGGCUCUACACGGUGCAAAGCACGGUCAGUUGCAAGCCAACUUCUCCCGUCCCACCAUUGUCCUAGAACAUUCCAAUCAUGUCAAAGAAGUCAAUUGUGAUGAUGGAUAUAUUGAAGUGUGCUUCAAGUCUCCUGAAUCACUUGAAACUGUGGAAAAAUCUUGGAAAGAGUACAGUGACUCGGAAUCAUUCAAUGUGAUCACCUAUCAUAUUGGUUGUGGUCAUCGAACAGGAGAAUAUCGGUCUAUCUUCGUCGCCUCCCAUCCAAUCUUCCACGAUGAUUGUGUGACAGUGAAUGCUGAGCUCUCUGAUGAAAAGGACGAGAUUCGGGACGGGAAGUUGAACUGGGGGACAUACCAAAGCCCGCAUGCCAAACGUACACCAGUGAAAGGCCAUGUUAAAGUAGACCAGGCGCACCCCGCAAUGGAAAUGCCGUUAUUUUCCGAUCUUUCCAAUAAUCUCAGCAGGCCGCACAAGGCCGAUCUCACAAAGGAAGCGAAAGCAGUCAAGCUUUUCUUCGGGACUGAUUCAAUCAAUACGGAUGUCCCGGAUCAAUACGAGACAGGUCUUGACUUUAUCUCCGAUGAAGAUAAUGGGCUCUCUAAGCGAGGCCUGUUUUCUUGGAUUGUGGAAGGAAUACAAUCUCUCAUCAAGGUCGUUGACCAAGUGGUCAGGACUUCUGUUGAACUAGUCAAGGUUACUGUAGUGGUUGUGAUAAAGCUUGCUGCUGUGACCGUGAAUCUAUUGAUGGUUCCUUUCGGGGUCCCCUUCAACCAAAGUUACGAUGCAGACAUCGCUUUUGAUCAUCGAGUUGGCGGUGGGAAGAUUGGAACAGAUAUUGGCAGCACACUGGGGGGAACAGACAAGGGCUUGGUCCUCUCUAAAACGGGCGCAGCUGUGGCAGUCGAAUGUGAAAGCUGUGGAGCCAAGGCUAAUUUCAGCUUCGAGGGUGAACUGGCGUUCAGCAUCGACAAGGGCAUUUCCAAGGCAAAGGUGUCCUUCAUCAACCACGAGCCAUUUGUCUUCGAUGCUAUAUAUGGUGUCACUGUAGAUGCCAAGGCAAUUCAGGAGAGCGCCAAAAAAGGAGCCAAAGGCCUCAAAACGACAAUUGAAAAGGAAAUUGGUAGUUUGCCCUUUGCUGCCAUCAAAAUCCCAAAGAUCAUCACUAUUGGUCCCCAAGUUGUCAUUAACUCGGCCGCUAGCAUUUACGUUGAUGCCCAUGGAGAGUUUAGGGCCGGCGCAAGAUUCUCUGUUUCGGAAGGAGAGGUUGUUCUGGACGCGGCUACCCCUGCGAAUAACAAAGCUUCGGGAUUCAAACCAUCCCUAGAACCUAUUUUUGAAUUGAAAAAGGGGAACAUAGUUGCAACCGCGGACCUUUCAAUCCCAGUUGGAGUUGAGGUCGCUCUAGAUGUUCUUGGGGGCACCUGGAAGAAAUCUAUUGGGGUAUAUACCGCUCCUUCUCUCUUCUUCACUGCAGGGCUCUCGUCGGGCGAGGGCCACAAGUGUGAUAAUGGAGUCGAGUUCCGCGUUGGAGCCAAGAAUCGCGUGUAUAGCUCAGCUUUGGGAAUUUGGGAAUAUGAAUUUAAGGACCUCGGAACUACAUUCUAUGAGACUGGCCUUGGCUGUAUUUCAACCAAAGGGUGGGACCCCACACAGGUGGAACCAGGCGCUCUUUUCAAUCAGGUUGCCGAUACGUUCGGUGGUGAACAGAAACUUGCUACUAACAAAACUAUCAGCCUUGACAAGCCCGGCCCGAUCAUUCAUGAGGAUCAGGAAAUUGCAAAGGAUGCAGAAAGUGGCAAUAAGUUGAUAAAGUUGCCGAAGACCAAUGGUUUCCAUUUGAUUCAGGAUGCUAGUCAAAACUCAACCCUCGUCUCCGGAAAAGAUGGUCGGAUUUACUUGGUCGAGAACAAGCCUGGAUAUGACAUUAGUGCACCCUGGGGCAGUAUGGAAGUUGACAAAAAGAUAUUCAACUAUGAUGUAUUUGGCCGCCUUAUCUGGUUUGAUGCUGCAAUGCUUGACAAGCAUUCAAAGAUGGUGGAGAUGGGAGUGUCUCCCGCUCAAAACAUGAGCAGGAACGUACGAGCAGCAUCAUUUACAGUCCUUCAAAAUGACGGCAUCGAGAUUUAUGGCAUCUCUUUGAAGCGCAGCAUACAUGACGAGCGAGACGAGUUCUGGCUUCCUACCGUGUGCAAGUUUCCAAAUCAGGGUCUUCGGCUUUUCGCAACCUAUUACCUAGUGGAUCGAAAAGGUAUUGCCCUAGAUCGACAAUUCCAAAACUUUGCACCGACAUCCUGGCAACGAGACUACCGUGAGGAACGUGAGAAGUACGGAGUGGCUGCAGCCACUGACUGCAUCACUGUGAGACUGACUUCGAAUCGGAACAGUACUGUGGAGGCGGCAUCUUAA
Molecule: messenger RNA, 2634 nt
Organism: Penicillium angulare
Lineage: Eukaryota; Fungi; Ascomycota; Eurotiomycetes; Eurotiales; Aspergillaceae
Exons: 5
Coding region: 1-2634 (877 amino acids)
Source: RefSeq, a predicted model, not a curated record